AUGGACUCGGAUGUGGUCUUGGAGUCAUUUCUUGAGACAAUCGACGACAUUCCGCGUGAGCUCAAAUCAAAUCUCGCAAGGCUCAAGGAUUUAGAUCAGAGAUAUCAAGCUCAACUCCAACAAUUACGAUUCCAGAGGCAACAGUUUUAUGAAAAGACGGCGCAGCCAACUGUAUCUGAUGAGGUCGAGAUGGAGCAUCUGAAGGAGUACAAUGAUCGGUAUUCAAAGGCUUUCAAGACUGUUAAUGAUAAGGUUGCUGAGAGUAGGAGUAUACUGGAACAUUUCCAAACCCAUAUCGCACGCCUCGAACGUGACUCUCUCCGUGUAAAAUGCAGCGAUAAACUAGUGGGCUUCCUAACCGAAUCCCAAACCAAUUUCACCCUACCAUCUCUAUACCAGCCUCAAAUACCGCCACCUCAGCUGCAACUCCAAUACCAACCAUCACAACACCAAACACGUCGUAUAUCAUCAUACCAAACACCCACCACACGAGCAGAUUCCGAAGAAUCGACUGAUUACAUGUGGCCGGAAAACAAUCCAGUGUAUAGAACAGUCGGUAGUAAUGUACCGCAACCGAGUCAGAGAGUUGCUGCUCAGGUUGCUAAUAGUCAGAUUCAGGUGCUGAGUAACAAGGAACAGCAGCCGGUUGUGAGUAGGAAUAACGGUAGUGGGAUGUUGCCACCACCGUCGACUCCUGUGGCGAAUACGUCGAGUAUGGUGGGUGUUGGGGCGUUUCCGACUCCGGCUGCUACUGUUGUGAGGAGUACGCGUGGGGCUUCUGAUCGUGACUCUGUUGUAAGCCUGAAAAGAAAAGCAACAGAUGCAGACGACGAUUUAUCGUACACCGGUACGAGACCUGUUGUUCCAGCUGCUGCUCCCAACAAGAAGCAGACAAUGGCACCACCAGGUCCACAGCAACGCCAACGCACACACUCAACGUCAAGUACAACCGCCAAAUCAGCAGCAGAAGAAGACAACACGCUAUACUGUACUUGCCAGCAAAUCUCGUUUGGGAAUAUGGUUGCUUGUGAUAAUGAUAAUUGCGACAUCGAAUGGUUCCACUGGGGAUGUGUCGGUCUAACAAGCACACCCAAAGGAUCCUGGUACUGCCCUACAUGCACUGCUCGUGGUUUUGGAAGAAGUGGUGCUAACGGUGCUGCAUCCGUAUCUGGUGGUGGCACGCGGCCAGGGUCUGCUAGUACGUCGGGAACAAGUGUUGGUGGUGGGAAUGGAUUGGGUGGUGACAAGGGUCGUCGUGUAAGACGUCGAUAG
This is a messenger RNA of Synchytrium microbalum, 1272 nucleotides long. RefSeq lists its product as uncharacterized. The coding region runs from base 1 to 1272 and encodes 423 amino acids. NCBI's taxonomy places the organism in Eukaryota, Fungi, Chytridiomycota, Chytridiomycetes, Synchytriales, Synchytriaceae. The transcript has 7 exons. The record is from RefSeq and is a predicted model, not a curated record.